Arachis stenosperma is the source of this 705-nucleotide messenger RNA. RefSeq names its product transcription factor bHLH30-like. Gene Ontology annotation, molecular function: protein dimerization activity; DNA-binding transcription factor activity. The coding region runs from base 1 to 705 and encodes 234 amino acids. The record is from RefSeq and is a predicted model, not a curated record. The transcript has 3 exons. Gene Ontology annotation, biological process: regulation of DNA-templated transcription. NCBI's taxonomy places the organism in Eukaryota, Viridiplantae, Streptophyta, Magnoliopsida, Fabales, Fabaceae.
AUGCUUCCUUUUGGGGGCAGAUUCUACGGGUUCGAGAGCUGGCUAGACCAUCCUCACCAACACCACUCAUCACCCUCUGAUGGGAAAUCAACAGAAGCCUGCAAGAGCCACAGGGAAGCCGAGAGGAGGCGCAGGCAGCGAAUCAACGCUCAUCUUUCCACCCUUCGCUCCCUCCUCCCUAACACCGCCAAGGCAGAUAAGGCGUCGUUGCUGGCGGAAGUGGUAAAGCACGUGAAGCGGCUAAAGAAAGAGGCCGAUGACGUGGCACGAGACCCGUCCAAACCCGACGCCGAAGCAGAACCGUGGCCGUUUCCGGGUGAAGCCGACGAGGCAACACUCAGCUACUGCGACGGAGAACCGAACCUGGUGAAGGCGACGCUGUGCUGCGAGGACCGUCCCGGUCUGAACCGGGACCUGACGCAUGCGAUUCGGUCAGUUCGAGCGAAAGCGGUUCGGGCCGAGAUGAUGACGGUUGGGGGCCGGACCAAGAGUGUGGUGGUAAUUCAAUGGCCAGCAGCGUCUGGUGGUGGUGAUUCGAAAGAAGGGGUGGAGGUUGGAGCUCUGGAACGGGCGUUGAAGGCGGUUAUUGAGAAUCGGGCUUUAGUGGGCUCUGGGAUGGGCCGCUUCGUGUUGGGUCAGAAGCGGGCUUGGAAUAGUUAUGAUUCCCCUGAUGAGUUUUUGCUAACCAGAGAUGCUAGCAAGUAA